Molecule: messenger RNA, 393 nt
Organism: Lactuca saligna
Lineage: Eukaryota; Viridiplantae; Streptophyta; Magnoliopsida; Asterales; Asteraceae
Source: the annotation of a GenBank genome assembly
AUGUUUGAAGAAGGUGGAGGAGAGUCCUACGAAACCCAUUCAGGAGAAGAAAAAAAAUCAAAGUCUCCAAAGAAGAAACCCAUAGAAGAAGUAAUUGUUUCGAAGCUUGAGGCAAAACCUGUUGCAACGAAGACUGAUGAAUCUCCAAAAGAGGUGGUUCCUUCGAAAACCGAAGUGUUCAAGAGACUCAAGAAGAUUGAUCACAGGUUACGAAGUUCAUCUGAUAGAUCUCCAAGUUUUUCUCCAUCCAUGGUUCAAAAACCACAUGUUACAUGGAAAGGUGUUGUGAUUCGUGAAAUUCUAGUUCCUAUUUCACCUUCAUCAAAGAGCAUAAAUUCGAAGAUAUGGCUAAACUCAUUUCGAAGAAACAUAAGAAGAAACUUCGAAAGCUAG